UCUACAACAUUUCUUCCAUUCCCUACCCUUCCCUUCUCCUUUCUCUGUAUCCCUUUCAUUCAUCUGUGCCAAAAACAAUCACAUUUUCUCUCUCUAGAUGGGCACGAAUGAGAGCUUCAUAGCACUUCAAGUUCAUCGCCAUGCCUCGAUUCAUAGCAGCAAUCGUCAGUCCAAACGCCAAUUCAUGUCACUUGAAACCAAGACUUCUCUUGGCUUAUACUUCGUGGAUUCAAAUUUGAUUUAUUGUUGGUUCGUGAAUUUUCAUAGCUUCCCAAAGCAAUUUCGACAAUAUUCCAAGCCUUGCAGAAGUCAUCAUCAAGAAAGUCACAAUACGUUUCUAUUAUCCUUCAUCUUAAAUUCAGCAGAAGAAAUGUCAACUAACAAAAUUGACGCAACUGAUAUUAAAAGAACAUUGCGUAAUGUCCAACCAUCGCAUUUCAUUUUCAAGAUAGAAUUUUUCUCUUUGCUUCUUGAAACAAAAACCGAAAAUUAUGAAUCAGAUGUUUUUGAAGCCGGUGGCUAUAACUGGAAAUUGUCUUUUUAUCCAAAUGGGAAUUCGAAAAGAAAUGGGAAAGAUCACAUUUCACUUUACCUGGUAAUAUCCAAUACACAUAAUCCUUCUUGCGGUUGGGAGGUUAAUGUGAACUUUAAAUUAUUUGUCUUUGAUCACAUUCACGACAAGUACUUAACCAUCGAAGAUUCUGAACCUGUAAGGCGCUUCCAUUGUUUGAAAACUGAAUGGGGAUUUGAUAAAUUUCUCUCUCUCAAAGACUUCCUAAAUCCUUCAAAUGGGUAUCUCGUAGACGACACCUGUGUAUUUGGAGCAGAGGUUUUUGUUAUGAAAUGUCCCGUCAAAGGUGAUUGUCUAUCCAUGGAAAAGUUUUCAACAAACAAAGUUUACACCUGGAAGGUUGAGAAAUUCUCAGCAUUAAGUGAAGAAUGUGUAUGCUCCAAGGAGUUUAAGAUUGGAGUGCGGAAUUGGAAGGUUUUGCUCUAUCCUAGAGGAAAUGGAGAGGGAAAAGGCAAAUGGCUAUCUCUGUUUCUGAAAGUAGCUGAUUCUGAAAAAUUAACUCCCAAACUGUAUGCAAAAUACAAGCUAAGGAUAAGGGACCAAGUCAAUGAUAAACACUAUGAAUGGGAAGCUAGUGUCUGGUUCUGUGCCAUGAAUAGGAGCUUUGGAUACGGAUUCUUCAUGUCUUUAAGUAAUCUCAAUGACAAAUCAAAGGGCUUCAUAAUGAAUGAUACUGUGAUUAUUGAAGCAGAAAUUUCAAUGUUGUCUGUUGUUAAGAACUUCACAUAAAAGGUGUUGAAUUAUGUCUUCAAAGAGAACGAACGAAGUAAAUUAGUACUGAUCACUUUUGUUUAGCAUUGCAGUGGAUUUUAAUUGAUUGCUUUGAUCACUAUAGUUUUGUUUUUGUUC
Cornus florida is the source of this 1420-nucleotide messenger RNA. RefSeq lists its product as uncharacterized. Lineage: Eukaryota; Viridiplantae; Streptophyta; Magnoliopsida; Cornales; Cornaceae. The record is from RefSeq and is a predicted model, not a curated record. Bases 98 to 1300 code for a protein of 400 amino acids. The transcript has 8 exons. Gene Ontology annotation, molecular function: protein binding.